Pelecanus crispus (Dalmatian pelican) is the source of this 3320-nucleotide messenger RNA. The record is from RefSeq and is a predicted model, not a curated record. NCBI's taxonomy places the organism in Eukaryota, Metazoa, Chordata, Aves, Pelecaniformes, Pelecanidae.
AUGGUGGGUAGCAUGAUGAUCACUCUGCAGGUCAGUUUGGUGAAGGUGUUCUGUGUCUGUACCAGAUUCACAGAGAAAAAGACGCUGAGUCUCAAUUUCCAAUUUUAGGGAGGAGAACAUUGCUAUUAUCAGGGAGAAAUUCGAGGAAAUCCUGUUUCAUUUGUUGCCUUGUCAACAUGCCAUGGAUUACAUGGGAUGUUCUGUGAUGGAAAUCAUACUUACCUUAUUGAGCCAGAUGAGAACUACACUUCAGAUGAUGACUUCCAUUUCCACUCUGUUUACAAAUCCAAGCUGUUUGAGUUUCCUUCGGAUGACCUGCCAUCUGAGUUCUGGCAAAUGAAUACUACGUCGCAGAAGUUUGUUGUAAAGCCAAGACACAAAAGAGGUAAAAGGCAGGUUCGUCAGAUUCCACGUAAAAUUGAAGAGGAAACAAAAUACAUUGAGUUAAUGAUUGUAAAUGAUCAUCUAAUGUAUAAAAAGCACCGCUUGUCAGUCGGCCAUACAAACAGCUAUGCUAAAUCGGUUGUGAACAUGGCAGAUUUAAUAUAUAAAGAACAACUUAACACCAGGAUAGUAUUGGUUGCCAUGGAAACCUGGGCUACUGAUAACAAGUUCACCAUAUCUGAAAACCCCUUGGUGACCCUACGUGAGUUUAUGAAAUAUAGGAGGGAUUUUAUCAGAGAGAAAAGUGACGCAGUUCACCUUUUUUCGGGGAGUCGAUUUCAGAGCAGUCGGAGUGGUGUAGCCCACACUGGUGGAAUCUGCUCCUUGCUUAAAGGCGGAGGUGUGAAUGAGUUUGGAAAGCCAGACUUAAUGGCAGUUACUCUGGCACAGACGUUGGCCCAAAACAUUGGCAUUUUCUCAGACAGAAGAAAACUUAUAAGUGGUGAGUGUAAGUGUGAGGACACGUGGUCUGGAUGCAUAAUGGGAGACACGGGGUAUUAUCUUCCAAGCAAGUUCUCCAAAUGUGAUAUUGAAGAGUAUCAUGAAUUUUUAAACAAUGGAGGUGGAGCCUGCCUUUUCAAUAAACCAACCAAACUUCUGGAUCCUCCAGAAUGUGGUAAUGGCUUUGUGGAAGAUGGAGAAGAAUGCGACUGUGGGACGAUAGCGGAGUGUGCCAGCGAAGGAGGAGAGUGCUGCAGUACUUGCACCCUGACGGCAGGUUCCCAGUGCAGCAACGGGCUUUGCUGUCGGAAGUGCCGGUUUGAACCUAAAGGAGUUUUGUGCCGAGAAGCAGUGAACGAUUGUGAUAUUGCAGAGAACUGCACAGGAAAUUCCAGUCAGUGUUCUCCCAAUAUUCAUAAAAUGGAUGGAUAUUCGUGUGAUAACAAGCAGGGUAUUUGUUUUGGAGGAAGAUGUAAAACCAGGGACCGGCAGUGUAAAUAUAUCUGGGGUGAAAAAGUGACAGCUGCUGACAGGUACUGCUAUGAGAAGCUGAAUAUUGAAGGGACUGAGAAAGGAAACUGUGGAAGAGACAAGGACUCUUGGAUACAGUGCAAUAAACAGGAUGUGCUUUGUGGAUACCUUCUGUGCUCCAAUAUAUCCAGUGUGCCCAGACUUGGAGAACUUGAUGGUGAAAUCACAUCGACAAUCUUGCAGUUUGGAAAAGUCUACAAUUGCAGCGGUGGCCAUGUGAAGCUGGAUGAGGAGACAGACCUGGGCUAUGUGGAGAACGGGACGCCAUGCGGGCCGAACAUGGUGUGCCUUGAGCAUCGCUGCCUCCCCACCGAGGCCUUCAACUUCAGUACCUGCCCAGGCACCACAGACAGCCAGAUUUGUUCAGGACACGGUGUUUGUAGCAAUGAAAUAAAGUGUGUCUGUGACCGAUUAUGGGGAGGAGAUGACUGCAGUUUUCGCAUCAAAGAUGCUCUAUAUUUUGAUAAAGAUGCCAUCAAUAAAGGUGUUGUUAGCACAAAUAUAAUAAUAGGGGCUAUUGCUGGCACCAUUUUAGUGUUGGCUCUCGUUUUAGGAAUAACUGGUUGGGGUUACAAAAACUACAGAAGACAGAGACAAAUACCCCAGGGAGAUUAUGUAAAAAAGCCUGGAGAGGCCGACUCUUUUUAUAGCGACAUGCCUCCUGGAGUCAGCACAAACUCUGCAUCUAGUUCUAAGAAGAGGUCUGCUUUUCUGUCGCAUUUUCAGAUUUCUACCUGUUCCAUCACCCAUUAUUCCAUUAGUCAGAACAUUUCAUUGUUUUGCAGCAGGUCAAAUGGAUUAUCUCAUUCCUGGAGUGAAAGGAUCCCAGACACAAAACAUAUUUCAGACAUUUGUGAAAAUGGGAGGCCUAGGAGCAAUUCUUGGCAAGGUAAUAUAGGAGGAAACAGAAAGAAAGUCAGAGGCAAAAGAUUUAGGCCACGGUCUAAUUCAACUGAGACACUGUCUCCUGCAAAGUCUCCGUCUUCGUCCACUGGAUCCAUCGCUUCCAGCAGAAAAUACCCUUACCCGAUGCCACCACUUCCUGACGAGGAGAAAAAAGCCAACAGGCAAAGUGCCAGGCUAUGGGAGACGUCCAUUUAGCUGCACUGUUUUCCUGGGGUGACAUCAGAAUUGUUUACUUCGAAUUUUAUAGAAACUCAGCAUCACUGAGUCACUGCACAUUCAUCUGCUCUUCAGACAAUUUGAAAGAUCAACAGAGAUGCCGGGAGCGAUGCCAACAGUGAUGCAGUGAGAACCUCCUCUCAUCUGGAAGGGAAAAAAGCAGUCUUUUUUUUCUUUCUUUUUUGUUGACUAGUAUUUUAUGGAUUUGAUGAACAACCAGAAUCAUAACAAUUACCAGGGGAUAAUUAGCCCGGACGCGACAAGGCUAUUCUGCAUGAUGACAGAUACACUUACCUAGAAUCCCAACUGCAGUCUGUUUGCCAGUCCCGCGUAAGAGAGUUUUUUCUCUGGUUUAAUGCAGUCCUGAGUCAGACCAGAGUGGAACUGGGAACGCGCCUUCUGGACAGCCCAGCCAAUGUAAACUUGUACGCUGUAUGCAUGAACCUUGUGUUCUUUACUUUCCACAUGUAAGGGAUAAACAACAUACUGUAGUAGAAAUUAGCAUGCAGGAGUAAGAAAUAUAGGAUUUUUUUGUGACAGGAUUUCAAGCUUUGAAAGGCAACUAUUUGACACAAACGUCAAACAAACAAGGAUUAUAUCUUUUUUUUACCUUAUGUGUUUAUAAUCUCAGUAUACAGAUUGUAUAUAUGUAAACAUUUGAUAAUGUCAGAAAUAGCUGUUAUACAUAAGUGUAUUUUGCCAAAUGCCUAAAGAAACAGUCAUGACUAACAUCACCACACUUCAGAUUUUCUAAUAUUACGAGCAGACAACUUUGGAAAUAC